Molecule: messenger RNA, 1118 nt
Organism: Suillus paluster
Lineage: Eukaryota; Fungi; Basidiomycota; Agaricomycetes; Boletales; Suillaceae
Product: Alpha/Beta hydrolase protein
Exons: 3
Coding region: 1-687 (228 amino acids)
Source: RefSeq, a predicted model, not a curated record
AUGGCUUUAAUUCAUCUUCGCAUACGUUCCACCGCGUUGCGUCGGCGCUCGCAGCCAAAGGCUGGAUACUUGGUCGUUGCUCCUAAUCUUCUUGGACAUGCUCUGAGGAAUCCUGGAGUUGACUUUCAAAUGCAGACAUUGGCAGACGACCUCUUGCCCUAUCUUGAGGCUGCUGAGUAUGACAUCGUCAUAGGCCACUCAAUGGGCGGGCUUGUGGUAUUAUCGCUUCUCAAGUACCUGCCGAAAGCCAAACCCACUUCAGUCGUUCUCAUCGACUCCUCUCUGGAAGUGACUGCAGAGCAGAGGGUGGAUCGGACAGUUAAGUUUUUCGACGAUGUCAGAACUAACCCCACCGUAGAAGAUUAUAUGACAUCGAAUCCUCUAUGGACGAGAGAGGAUGCCAUUUGGAGAGUGUUGGGAACCAAAGUUGGCAGGGUGACCAACUACAAUGACCACGUCGAUGACAACGUGCCCUGGUCAUUUUCACAUUUGAUCGCCGACAAGUCUGCUGCUGUCGCAUUGACGAUCUUGAUCGCAGAUCCACGACUCAAUGGUUCUUCCAGGCUGGAGAGUGUCGCAAAAAUCAAAGAUGUUAGAACAGUGAUCGUUCCAAGUGCCUCCCACUGGAUACAGUAUGAAUUCCCAGACGUGAUUGUUGAAGAGGCGCUAAGGAGUAUCGAAGAGUAAGACGAUGGAUAGGAGUAAAGCCUGCAUAGUCCCGAUAUUACAUACCACCUUGAUGUGUACUAGUAGUACGAUGGUCAUCUUCUUGAUCCAACAGACGACCUCUAGACGGCAUUUUGCAGCCCGUGUCUUCGUUUCGCAGCAAGCUGCGAGAGUGCUUCAUAGGUGCACGAAGAUCUAAAAUGUACUUUUGCAGCGCUAGUGACACGUAGUAGAAGCCAGCGCUGCCUCUCGGACACAGUCCCCUAUAGCCCCGUGAAGCGGCUUGCGCUAUCUCGUUUUGGAGACCGAGUUCUCAUUCGCUUGAUUUCAUCUACCAGAGUUGACGACGAUAUGCCCCGGUAGUUGUAGUUUUCGUAUUUAAGCAGACGUGUCACGAGCCCCGAGUCCCGCUCAGUUUGCUGUCAGGUGCCCAAGUGCCGCAGGCCGGUUUC